Mollisia scopiformis is the source of this 2691-nucleotide messenger RNA. RefSeq lists its product as uncharacterized. The record is from RefSeq and is a predicted model, not a curated record. The transcript has 4 exons. Gene Ontology annotation, biological process: nuclear-transcribed mRNA catabolic process, nonsense-mediated decay; mRNA export from nucleus. Gene Ontology annotation, molecular function: RNA cap binding; mRNA binding. The coding region runs from base 63 to 2504 and encodes 813 amino acids. Gene Ontology annotation, cellular component: nuclear cap binding complex; nucleus. Lineage: Eukaryota; Fungi; Ascomycota; Leotiomycetes; Helotiales; Mollisiaceae.
UUUUCCAGACAUCAACACCAACAAUAUUUCGCAACCGCCAUACCGCAAACCAUUGAACCUCAAUGGCAGACUACGAUCAACGCCCCCGCGGUGGUCGCGGAGGCUACAAUAACCGCAAGAGGAGAUACAGAGAUGAAGAUGAUUACGACCGCCGACCGCAACGCCGCCGCUACGAAGAGCCGUUGUCCUCGCGGGUCCGCAAGCAGUUCUUGGCCAUAGCGGAAUCUCCGCUGAAGCGCGUGGAGGAUGAGGUCAUGGCUAUUGCGAAGAUGGUUACAGAGAACUCUGAGGAUGAGGAUGUCAAGAGUGGGUUCUAUGAUCUGGUUAUACAGUUGGUGAUUGAGCAGCCGUUCAAGAUCCCAUUUGUGGCGGCGGUGGUGGUGGUCGUUAAUACCUUGAAGAGUGAGAUGGUCGAGGAGGUGUUGAAGAGGACGGGGAUCAAGGUCAAUGAGGCGAUUGCGAGGGGAGAGUGGAGAGAGGUUAAGCUUUUAAUGAAGUUUUUGGGUGGGCUGCAGGGCUUGCUUGAGGCUGAUGGUGUGUGGGCUGUGUUGGAGGAGUUCUUGACGAAGGCGGUUGAUCUGCAGACGGACAAUAAUGAGGAGACGAUUGGUCCAGAACUGGUCAAGAUCGUUCUCUUCACGAUUCCAUACAUUAUGUCUUCUUCGGCAAGGGACAAUCAGGACAAAGCGACCGCUAUGGUGGAUAAUACGGCUAUCAUCGCUUUAGAGCCUCACGUCUUACAAGCCUUAGUCGACCCAUAUCCUGGAAACGGAAAGGAGGAGCCAGAAUCCCCGAAUGGAGUCCUCAACCUGCUCCAGAAGCAACUACAGAACGAGGCAGCCAAUGGCUGGGAGUUGGCUUGUCUUCCGAGACCAUGGAGAGUCCUAGAAGAAACUAGCCAGGAGCCUGCGCCCAUGCAUGCUUUACCUUCUAUCGUCCUCCCGGAUGUCGUUAAUGCUGGGCCAAGACCACUCUUCCCGGAAUUGUACUUCUCGGUGUACGCAAACCAGGAUGUGGAGACGGUUCCACCAACUUCAGAUAUUGCGUCUUGCUUAUUGCGUGAUGCCAUUGUUGAUACUAUCAACAUUCUGGACUACAACCGUACAGCAACCGCUCGAUUUCUUAUUGAUAUCGAUUGCUACUUUUCACCUGGUACCUUCGUCAAGCGGGCUACCCCCUUUGAUAGAGUACGAGAUAUUGAGGGUGACAGGUCAACAUGGAAGCCCGAGGACGUUGCUGUUGAUGCUGUAUUCUCUCAACUCUUCCAGCUUCCUACCCCAGAGCACAAGCUGGUGUACUAUCAUUCCGUCCUAACCGAGUCUUGCAAGAUUGCACCGGCUGCGAUCGCACCCAGUUUGGGCAGAGCCAUCCGCUACCUGUACCGAAGUGUCGAUUCCAUGGAUUUGGAGCUCAGCUACAGAUUCAUGGAUUGGUUUGCUCAUCAUUUGAGUAACUUUGGCUUUACCUGGAAGUGGACUGAGUGGAUUGAUGAUGUUGAGCUGCCGAAUUUGGAUCCUAAGAAGGCUUUCAUUCAAGGUUCUUUGGACAAGGAGAUUCGGUUGAGUUUUGCUCAGCGAAUCAAGGGUACUCUACCUGCUCCUUAUCAACGGCUUAUCACACCAGAGAAGGAGAAGGAUACUCCUGACUUCAAGUAUACGAAUCCAGAUACACCUUUCAGCGCCGAAGGUCAAGAAAUCCUGGCACUCCUUCGCAAGAAGUCCCCAGAAGACGAAAUCCAACCAGUGAUUGACCGCAUCCACGCCCAGGCGGUCGAGAUGCAUAUCCCUGAUCCUCUCGUCCUGUCCACUGAUGCAUACAUGACAGCAAUCUGCUAUCUUGGCUGCAAAUCAAUGUCCCACAUCCUCAACUUUAUCGAGCGCUGCAGAGAACGUCUUCUUGCACUCGGCCCCGUGUCUCCAGCAGCACGCAAGCAAAUCGUCGACUCUGUAAUGAAUUACUGGAGAGACCAACCCGGAGUCGGAGUCAGCAUUGUGGAUAAGCUCCUCAACUACACCAUCCUGAGCCCAAAUACUGUGGUGGAAUGGGCCCUUGCGAAAGAAGGUCCAAGAUUGGGCGAGCCGCAUGUUUACGAGAUGGUCAGCGCAACAAUGAACAAAGUCACGCGCAACGUCCGACGAGUUGUCCAGGCCCAUCAUGUCCUUGGCCCUUCCCCUGAGAAGGAGAUGUUGAGAGAAACAGCAGAGAGGGAGCGAGCGAGCAUGAAGGAGCUUUUCGCCUUGAUGGAAGAUUCUCUUACGGGCUGGGCGAGCGGAAGUAAAGACCAGACGAUCCAGAGCGGGGAUGGGACGAGUGGUGACGAGAAGAUGGUCAGACAGUGGGGAGAGAGGUGGUUGAGAGUCUUCAGGCGGAAGUUUGCCGUUGAAGAGGCUUGGUAUCUGGAGGUUGAGAAGGCGAUGGAGAUCAUGUCUCAGCAAGUCCAGGCUCAAGGCACGGCUGGGGAGACGAAUGGCGCUAUGGCUGUUGAUGGUGGGGAGAUUUCGUAAAUUCUGAUCACAUAAAAAAGAAAGAUGCGAGGAGGAAAAGUCACUGAAAUGGUAAGGGAAAGUGCAUAGGCAUUGCAUGGUGGUGGAUCUGAUUUCCACCUUUUGUAUUAGGGGAGUUUAUUGUACAUUACAUGUGACAAAAAGCAUUUUCGCAUCUGUGCCUCACUCACUUCGUUCUGGCUUUUGU